This is a messenger RNA of Lolium rigidum, 2655 nucleotides long. RefSeq names its product probable ubiquitin-conjugating enzyme E2 23. The record is from RefSeq and is a predicted model, not a curated record. The transcript is spliced from 6 exons. Bases 1 to 2655 code for a protein of 884 amino acids. NCBI's taxonomy places the organism in Eukaryota, Viridiplantae, Streptophyta, Magnoliopsida, Poales, Poaceae.
AUGGACGUCGCCGUUGCCGACGAGAAGGCCGCUGCUGCAUAUGUUCAACUUUAUUGGCUAGACCUACUGAGUUUCCGAGCGGUGCGUGGUAGCGGCCCCGUCUACCGCGGCCUGGUGCUUCAGGACGCCGACGCGCUCCUGUUGGUCCGCCUCGACGGCUCCCUGGCGAGGGAGUCCGUCGACCUCAAGAUCCUUGACAGGAGCGCUCUCCAUGUCGGCCAGAUCGUCGUGUCCGCGUCCGACGUCGGUGGGCAGAUCGGCGUCGUCACCGGCGUCACCACCGUUCUGGACCUCGCCCACCUAAACGACCGCGGCAAAGCGAAGAAAAUCAUCAGGGGCGUGUCGCCCUCCGGCGUGCGGCGCGUCAGGGCGCUCAGCCUGGGCGACUACGUCGUGUCCGGGGCGUGGCUGGGCCGGGUGGUGGAGGUGUCCCUCGACGCCGAUAUCAUGUUCGACGACGGCGCUGUCUGCAGGGUCAGCGACGUCGAGUCCACGGACCUAAGACCGGAGAAUCCAGAAGCUUUUUACCGUCCCCAGAUGAACACCAUAUUCUACCCUAGGAUGCGUGUCGUCACCGGCGACUCGGCGGCCGUCUUCGAGGAGGCGCGGUGGCUAAACGGCCACUGGAAGCCGGACCGCGAAGUAGGCACGGUGGUCAACGUGGAGAUGGUCGGCGUCUUUGUCUACUGGAUCGCGUCCGCGCAACACGGCACCAACGAGCAGCUCGUCCUUGAACUCGCUCCUCCGGCCUACCAGAGUCCUGACAGCCUAACAUAUUUCAGCUCUGCGCCCGAUUGCAGCUGGGGUUUAGGUGACCGUGUCUUUCUUACCGACGCUUCCGUGUCUCUUCCUGACAAUCACCACCCGGAUGACCAGCAACAGCCCACCGCCAUGGCUGUCUACAGAACUCGCACCACCGUCGACGUGUUGUGGCAAGACGGCACGCGGCAACAUGGAGCACGAUCGACGUCCCUCGCCCCCUCCAGCUACAUGAACGAGCAUGGGUUUUUCCCAGGGCAGUACGUCGUCGACAAUGCUUGUACCGAUGACAUAAUCGAUGGCACCACCGGCGCCGGAGAUGACAACAUGGUAGCUACACAUAGUGGAUCGACGGCAAGGCGCGUCGGCGUCGUACGGAGUCCAAAUUCCAAAGACCACACGGUAGACGUGUCGUGGCUGCACCCUGACAACUGGGAGGUCCAAUGCGACGAUACAGUGAGUGUGUAUGAUCUGGGCACGGACCCUGACCACUCUGUAUUCUACGGAGACGUAGUCGUUCGUCUCUUGUCAGACAUCACCGGAGGUACACCACUGGCACAUGACAAGAGCGCCCCCGACGAUCUUUCAUGGGUCGGACAUGUUGUUGACCUUCAUGACGGCCACGUCCAAGUGAAGUGGGGGGAUUGCAGUACGUCAACGGUAUUGCCCCAUGAGAUCAGUAUCGCCAACAAGGAAGACUACACACAACUGCUGGCUAAAAUGGGCGACUGGGCGGAGGAGGGCGCCGUUGAUGCUACAGAAGAAUUGUGUGCUGCUAAUAUGGAAAAUCAGCAAGAUAAUCCAGCAGAUGCUAGAACCGUCGAAGGCGGCAUGAUUGAAGAAGGCAGUGACGGUUCCAUGAAUGAAUUAGAUGGUCCAGCUACAACCACGCAGAAUGUGGAAGUGACCGAGCAUGCUGUAACUAUAGCUAGUCACGAAGAUCCUAACGUUGGUAGCACUCUGACUGAGGGCGGCUUUGCUCUAGUGACAAGAAGCAAUGCAAGUGACGGGGAGGACGACUCUGCAGAAGAUCUGGUGGUGAUCAAGGCCACAUAUGCCACUCGAGAUGAUGAUCCUUCUAAGUUCCCACGUUUUGAUAUAGUGCCGAGCCCACCGGCCGAUCACAUUUACCUUGACACCAAGGAGCAGGGAGACAGCAAAUACGGAAAGAAGUGGGUCACGAUGGUGCAGAAGGAGUGGAAAAUACUUGAGAACAGCUUACCAGACACCAUCUACGUGCAGGCGUUCGAGGACCGCAUGGACUUACUCCGGACAGUUAUUGUGGGUGCUAGAGGGACACCAUACCACAAUGGGCUUUUCUUCUUCGACAUGCAGUUACCACCAUCCUACCCGGCCGAGCCUCCGCAUGUGUACUACCACUCCUUUGGCCUACGACUAAAUCCCAACCUGUACGAGUGUGGUAGUGUGUGCCUUAGCUUGUUGAAUACCUUCGGUGGCGAGGGCACUGAGGUGUGGUCACCGGGAACGUCAAGCCUACUCCAGAUCGUUGUCUCCCUACAAGCUCUGGUUCUCAACGACCAGCCCUACUACAACGAAGCUGGCUAUGAGCAGCUGGUUGACACGUUGGAGGGCCACCGCAAUGCGUUGCCCUAUAGCGAGAAGGCCUUCUUGCUCACUCUCCGAACUGCGCUCCACCUCUUGCACCGGCCGCCAAAAGGUUUUGAGAAAUUUGUCAAGGAUCACUUCUGCCGAUGCGGGAUGUACGUGCUUGAGACGUGCCAGGCGUACUUGCAUGGAUGCGUGGCUACAAAUCAUGGGAGCAUGAAGUUACUAUGCUCGACCGGCUUUAAGAUCGCGCUUGCCAAUUUGGUACCGAGGCUCGUGACCAUGUUCAAAGAGAUUGGUGCCGAAGAUUGCAACCUGAGGCGCCUAUGA